Setaria italica (foxtail millet) is the source of this 1822-nucleotide messenger RNA. RefSeq names its product glycine, alanine and asparagine-rich protein. Gene Ontology annotation, molecular function: DNA-binding transcription factor activity, RNA polymerase II-specific; protein dimerization activity; RNA polymerase II cis-regulatory region sequence-specific DNA binding. The record is from RefSeq and is a predicted model, not a curated record. Gene Ontology annotation, cellular component: nucleus. NCBI's taxonomy places the organism in Eukaryota, Viridiplantae, Streptophyta, Magnoliopsida, Poales, Poaceae. The transcript is spliced from 7 exons. The coding region runs from base 1 to 1425 and encodes 474 amino acids. Gene Ontology annotation, biological process: regulation of transcription by RNA polymerase II.
AUGCAGCCCACGACGCGGGAAAUGCAGGCCAUGGCCGCCGCCGGCCAGAUCUCCCUCGACGACCUCCGCGCGGCCGCCGGCAGCGCGGGCGGCGUGCACGACGACUUCCUCGACCAGAUGCUGGGAGGCCUGCCGCCGUCGGCCUGGCCGGAGCUGGCGUCCGCCGCCGGGGCGAAGGUGCCGGAGGGUGGCGCGCAGGCGGAGGGGAUGCAGCAGCACCAGCACCAGCAGUUCGGCGGGGGAUUGUACGACGAGUCCGCGCUGCUGGCGUCGCGGCUCCGGCAGCACCAAAUCAGCGGCGGUCCUGGCGGCGCGGAGUCCGCGGCGGCGGCGAAGCAGAUGGUGCUGCAGCAGCUGGCCGAUCUGAGGCAGGGCCACCACAUGCUGCUCCAGGGCAUGGGCCGCUCGACGGGCGGCGGCGGGGACGGCGGCCUGCUCCUCCCGCUCUCCCUCGGCAGCGGCGGAUCGGGCGGCGACGUGCAGGCGCUACUCAAAGCCGCCGCCAAUUCCGCCGGUGGAGAAGCCGGCGGCGUCUUCGGCGGCGCCUUCGCCGGAUCGCUACAGCAGCAGCAACAUCAACAUUUCCAGCAGCAUCCACAGCAAACGGCGCCGUUGCCGGGCCAGGGCUUCGGUGGAGGAGGCGGUGGCGGAGGCGGUGGCGCAUCCGCCGGCGCGUCACAGCCUCAGGCCGGUGCAUCGGGCGGGGGCGCGGCGGCGCCACCCAGGCAGCGCGUGCGGGCGCGGCGCGGCCAGGCCACCGACCCCCACAGCAUCGCGGAGCGGCUCCGGAGGGAGAGGAUCGCGGAGAGGAUGAAGGCCCUGCAGGAGCUGGUGCCCAACGCCAACAAGACGGACAAGGCGUCGAUGCUGGACGAGAUCAUCGACUACGUCAAGUUCCUGCAGCUCCAAGUCAAGGUGCUGAGCAUGAGCCGGCUAGGUGGCGCCGCUGCCGUCGCGCCGCUCGUGGCCGACAUGUCCUCGGAGGGUCGAGGCGGCGCGCCGGCCGCGGCGGGGAGUGACGGCCUGGCGGUGACGGAGCAGCAGGUGGCCAAGCUGAUGGAGGAGGACAUGGGCACCGCCAUGCAGUACCUGCAGGGGAAGGGCCUGUGCCUCAUGCCCGUCUCCCUCGCCACCGCCAUCUCCUCCGCGACGUGCCACAUGCGCCCGCCGGUGGGGGCAGCGGGGCCGGCGGGGCUCGGGGUCGCCGCAGCAGCGCACCACAUGGCCGCCAUGCGCCUGCCGCCGGGCAUGAACGGCAGCGGCGGCGCCGAGUCGGCGGCUGCCGUGCCGGCCUCCCCGAGCAUGUCCGUGCUCACGGCGCAGUCGGCCAUGGCCAACGGCGCCGGCGGGGCCGACGGCGAGGGCUCGCACUCCCAGCAGCAGCAGCAGCAUCCCAAGGACGCCGCGUCCGUGUCCAAGCCGUGAUCCCCUCGAGAACGAGAAGAUGACGGGCGGCCGCCGUUUCACUAACGUCGAAAACCCUGUCACUCUCCUGACCUGAUGACGGCGUCGGCCUCCACUUUCGGGCUUCCCUAUCCGCGGGUCUCGCUCGGCUUGGACUCCUCGGAACCGUGGGCUCCCUGACGGGGCCAUCCGCGCCGCUGCGGGCCCACGGGCUCCCAGCACACUGCCGCUGUGCAGCAGCAGCAGCCGCCCUCAGACUCGCCUUUUCCUUUUCUUUUACUUUCUUCCUAGUCUUACCAUUAUUUUCUUUUCUGUUUAAUAUUAUUCCCUGUAUGCCGUUGUUUUUUCCAGUAAAUAUUAAUUAAUUAAUCCAGGUCUGGUUCUCCUGCUGCUGGCUUUAUGCCAGCUUUACCUUCUC